UUGAGGCGUAUUGAAAUUUUUUUAUUUGUUUUGAUUGUUGCAUUUCUUUUUUUACCGAAUUUUAGCAGUUUUUAAGGAUUUUUAACCAUGAUUUCUGUCAGAAAAAAUAUUUUUAGAGCCUCCGCUCUCUUGAGAUCAAAGUCCAGAAGUCAAUGCACGAUCAAAUCCCGUUCAAUAGCUUCACUUUCGACCCUUCCGGAGCAAUAUCAGAUGCUUCAAAAGACGUGUCGGGACUUUGCGGAUAACGAACUCGUCCCAAAUGCCCAGAAAUUCGAUCGGGAGCAUCUUUAUCCGAAGGAACAAAUUGCUAAAAUGGGCGAAUUGGGUCUCAUGGCGAUUUCUGUAGCGGAAAAAUACGGCGGAACAGGCUUGGAUUAUCUCGCGUACGCUAUUGCCAUGGAAGAAAUUUCACGGGGAUGUGCCUCGGCGGGAGUUAUCAUGUCUGUGAAUAAUUCUUUGUACCUCGGACCUUUGGAGAAGUUUGGAAAUGAAGAGCAAAAGGAAAAAUUCGUUACGCCAUUCACGCAGGGCACAAAAGUUGGAUGUUUUGCCUUGAGUGAGCCCGGAAAUGGAUCAGAUGCGGGAGCUGCUUCGACCACAGCCGUACUAAAAGGCGAUCAUUACGUCUUGAAUGGCACAAAAUGUUGGAUCACGAACGGAUAUGAGGCAGAAUCGUGCGUUGUCUUUGCCACAACUGACAAAAAUCUCAAACAUAAGGGAAUUUCCGCGUUUAUUGUGCCGAAAAACCUUCCCGGAUUCAGUUUAGGGAAGAAAGAAGACAAAUUAGGUAUUCGCGGGUCAUCUACUUGUUCCUUAAUUUUCGAAGACUGUCAAAUCCCCAAAGAAAAUCUCCUCGGGCAACCCGGAAUGGGCUUCAAAAUUGCCAUGCAAACGCUCGAUGCAGGCAGAAUCGGAAUUGCGUCGCAAGCGUUGGGCAUUGCGCAAGCUUCUCUCGAAUGCGCCGUCGAUUACAGCAACAAACGAAUGGCUUUUGGUAAGCCAAUUUCGAAAUUGCAAAGUAUUCAGAACAAAAUUGCCGACAUGGCGUUGCAAUUGGAGUCAGCGAGACUUUUGACGUGGCGCGCGGCAUUUUUGAAAGACAAUCACAAACCUUUUACGAAAGAAGCGGCGAUGGCGAAAUUAGCUGCGAGUGAAGCGGCAACUUUUUGCUCGCAUCAAGCCAUUCAAGUGCUCGGAGGAAUGGGAUAUGUUACGGAUAUGCCGGCGGAGAGACAUUAUCGUGAUGCAAGGAUUACGGAAAUUUAUGAGGGAACGUCGGAGAUUCAAAAGUUGGUUAUUGCGGGAAAUGUUUUGAAGGAGAUGAGCUAAAUUUUUAUAAAAACUUAAAAUAUUUUUACUUAAAAAAAAUUCUUAUACUCAAAAAAUAAAUUUAAAAAAAUUAAAAUUA
This is a messenger RNA of Culicoides brevitarsis, 1408 nucleotides long. It is a transcript of the gene Arc42, whose product is annotated as short-chain specific acyl-CoA dehydrogenase, mitochondrial. Gene Ontology annotation, biological process: fatty acid beta-oxidation using acyl-CoA dehydrogenase; butyrate catabolic process. Gene Ontology annotation, cellular component: mitochondrion. Gene Ontology annotation, molecular function: flavin adenine dinucleotide binding. The transcript has 2 exons. Bases 88 to 1329 code for a protein of 413 amino acids. The record is from RefSeq and is a predicted model, not a curated record. Lineage: Eukaryota; Metazoa; Arthropoda; Insecta; Diptera; Ceratopogonidae.